Molecule: messenger RNA, 294 nt
Organism: Microthlaspi erraticum
Lineage: Eukaryota; Viridiplantae; Streptophyta; Magnoliopsida; Brassicales; Brassicaceae
Source: the annotation of a GenBank genome assembly
AUGGGAAACUGCAUUCACACAUUGGUCUGCAACCAUGGAAACAAAGUUAGAGAUGUCUGCUUGGAUGAAGCACCAACAACAGAGAAGGCCAAGGAGUUACCUGAAGAGGCAGAAGAUGAGAAGAAAACAGGGCAAAGGCGGUGCAUAAAGAUCACUCUGACGAGGAAGCAGCUCGAGCUGCUACUGCUGAAACAUCCGGAGGGUGUUUCCUUUCAGCUUCCAGAGAGUUUUGGGAGCUGCAAGCGGAAAUGGAAGCCAUCUUUGCAGACUAUAGUAGAGGUAGAUAACUUUUGA